Theobroma cacao (cacao) is the source of this 2403-nucleotide messenger RNA. RefSeq names its product myb domain protein 3r-5 (gene MYB3R-5). The record is from RefSeq and is a predicted model, not a curated record. Gene Ontology annotation, molecular function: DNA-binding transcription factor activity, RNA polymerase II-specific; RNA polymerase II cis-regulatory region sequence-specific DNA binding. Gene Ontology annotation, cellular component: nucleus. Gene Ontology annotation, biological process: regulation of DNA-templated transcription. Lineage: Eukaryota; Viridiplantae; Streptophyta; Magnoliopsida; Malvales; Malvaceae.
CUCCUUUUUGUGUUUUUCUGUCCUCUCUCUCUCUCUUCGUUUCAACGGGCGAGGAUUUUUCGAAGCAAAGGAAGCAACGUUGGAGUUCCUUUAAACACAGAAACGUUUUUUCUUUUGGCUAGAAACGGAUUUUUCUUGAGGGAGCUGCAGCUUGAUUCCCGCCACUGAGCCUUUUUGUUGAUUAGGAUUUUGGGGUUUUGGAGAUGAUUUAAGAGAAGAGAUGGCUGAGUUAACGAUGGAGGAACGUUGUAUUGAGAAUAAACAAUUAACCACUGCAUCAAGUUCUUCUGUGUCUGAAGGCGGUGGCGGUGUAGUUGUGAAGUCCCCAGGCAUAUCCAGUCCAGCACCAUCUUCACCAAAUCAUCGGUACUGUCAGAGGACCACUGGCCCUAUUAGGCGAGCAAAAGGUGGCUGGACGCCUGAGGAGGAUGAGACAUUAAGAAAUGCGGUUGCAGCUUUUAAGGGGAAGAGUUGGAAAAAAAUAGCUGAAUUUUUUCCUGAUAGAUCUGAAGUGCAAUGUCUACAUAGAUGGCAGAAGGUCCUAAACCCGGAUCUUGUUAAAGGACCUUGGACUCAAGAGGAGGAUGAUAAAAUUAUUGAACUUGUAUCAAGGUAUGGGCCCACAAAAUGGUCUGUUAUUGCAAAAUCCUUGCCUGGACGUAUAGGGAAACAAUGCCGUGAGAGAUGGCACAAUCAUUUGAAUCCUGAUAUAAAGAAGGAUGCUUGGAUUUUAGAGGAGGAAUUGGCCCUUAUGAAUGCACAUCGGAUAUAUGGGAACAAGUGGGCUGAAAUAGCUAAAGUUUUACCCGGAAGGACUGAUAAUGCAAUUAAGAAUCACUGGAAUAGUUCCUUGAAGAAGAAGCUAGAUUUCUAUUUGGCUACAGGAAAGCUUCCACCAGUUGGGAAGAAUGGCCUCCAAAAUGGGGCUAAGGAUAUGAAUUCACCUGCUGCAACCAAAAGUUUGCUUGUUUGUUCGAAAAAAGAAUCAGAUUCAACUGCUCAAACAUCAUCAGGAACUACUGAUAUAUGUAAGCCAGAGGAAGAUGGAAAAGAUCAGUUAGAGUCCUCUGCUCCAGUUCAAGAUAUGGCUGCUUCAUCAAGUGUUAUUCCAAAUGAGUCUGCUGAUACUGAAAGUGCAGAGGGAAAGCCCCCGUCCUUUGAUGCAAAUCCUUGCUGCUGUAACUCAGAGCCAGGGGCAAAGUUUGAGAGUCGAGGAAUCAGUUCUGCAAUUGUUGAAGACAAAGUUGUUGAGACACAAGUUUGGCGCGAUAGUCCAACUUAUGGUUCUUUAUGUUAUGAGCCACCUAGGUUACAAGGUGUUACUUCAUUAGAUUCAGAUAAUUUAAACAAGAAAGGCAUGCGGCCUGAAUGGACUUCUAGUCCUAUCACAUCACCCAUUAGUUUCUUCACUCCACCUAGUGUGAAGGGCAGUGGUUUAAGUGCACACAGUCCUGAGUAUAUCCUUAGAUUUGCUGCCAAGAGCUUCCCAAAUACACCUUCCAUAUUUCGGAAGAGAAAGACUGGAGCUCAAUCGCUUACGCUUCCCAAAAUGGGGAGAGUGAAUGAGGAAACAGUCAAGAAUAGGAUUCAAUUAUCUGGUGAACAGGAAAGAACUGAAAAUAGUCUGGAACAAGCUCCGUUACAUGAUGGGAGUUCAUGCGAGAGUCCUGCUUGUCAAGGCAAUAGCAGCGUUGGGCCUAAGUGUACUGCAUUUAAUGCAUCUCCUCCAUACCGGUUAAGAUCUAAACGAACUGCUGUUUUCAAGUCUGUGGAGAGACAACUGGAGUUCACAUUUGAUAAAGAGAGGCAUGAAGAUAAUACAAAAUCUUCGGAUCUAUCAAUGAAUGGGAGCUCUCCAAUUGAAGAUUGCUUGAAUGCCACGAAGAUGGGGGUUACAUAGGGCUUAAACUGAUGAGGCGAAUAUUCUCUCGAAGUCGGCUCUCUGUUUCCUCAGCAAUGGCAUCCGAAUUACCAAUCCUAGCAGACUUAGAAAUCGACAAAGUCGUAAUAUUCUUGUCAGGGACACCUUCAUUGCCAUUGCUCAAUCAUCUUGCAGAUAACACCAAUCAAAUACAGCAAGACCUACAUCAAGCCAUCAUGGACAAAGAUUCUUUGGCAGCAGUUUUCCAGCCUGUGUCAAAAUAAAAGAGAGAGAGAGAUACACCCAAAUUCAUUUUGAAGAAUACUGACUGACCAUUUUGUACAGUGCCCCAUUGAAAGGAAAAGAAGUGAUGCGUGAAAAAUCUCCACAGCAAAGGUGUAUGGAGUGGUUUACGUUUACAGGAAGACUUUGUUAACCAUUACUAACCAAAACAAUCUGUAUUUAAAGGUGGUGGUCUUUUGGUUUAACUUUGUCAUCCUUUUCCACAUUUCAAUAGAAAAUUAACAAAUACAUUUCUUCCA